AAAACUGACCAUGCGUUAAAUCUGAAAUAUUUAUUCAAAGUAAAUUAACUAUCAACUUGAAUUAUCUAAAUUUUUGAAAUUUCUGUGUUUUUGGCGGGGAUUCCCUUGCUGCAAAAAGGGGUUCCCCAAUAUUAGUGUUUGCAAUCUUGUCAAAUUCUUCUCUAUUUUUCCUUUUUAUUUUUACUUUAGACAUAAAAGUGGUAAAGAAUUUCAAUGGGUCGAAAGGUGACAUUAGCGACAUGUUCUCUCAAUCAAUGGGCUAUGGAUUUUGAGGGAAACAUGCAAAGAAUUAUCAAAAGUAUCGUCUUAUCUAAAGAAAAGGGUGCCACGGUUAGAUUGGGUCCCGAGCUGGAAGUUACCGGCUAUGGGUGUGGUGACCAUUUCUCUGAAAGUGAUACUUUUCUGCACUCAUGGCAGGUCCUGGCAGAAAUACUCAACCAUCCGUCCUGUACUGAUAUCAUCUGUGAUAUAGGCAUGCCUGUGAUGCACAAGAAUGUCGCGUAUAACUGCAGGGUGAUUAUUUUCAAUAGGAAAAUAUUGUUAAUUCGUCCAAAGUUGGCCAUGUGUGAUGGUGGAAAUUUCCGGGAGACGAGAUGGUUCUCAGCGUGGGCCAAGCUCAAGGAAACCGAAGAACAUUUCCUUCCCAGAAUGAUUCAGUCAGUUACCGGCCAGAAAACAGCACCUAUUGGAGAUGCUGUUAUAUCGACGCUCGACACUUGUAUUGGGGUUGAAAUCUGUGAAGAGCUUUAUACAUCUAAAAGCUCACAUGUUGACAUGGGCCUGGAUGGAGUUGAGAUAUUCACAAAUGCCAGCGGAAGUCAUCACCAACUACGAAAGGCCAAUAUCAGGGUGGAUUUAGUCACGUCUGCAAGCUCAAAGAGUGGUGGUAUUUAUCUCUAUGCGAAUUUCUUUGGGUGUGAUGGUGAGAGAGUGUGUUAUGAUGGUUGCUCCAUGGUGGCUGUGAAUGGAGACAUCGUUGCCAGAGGAGCUCAGUUCUCCCUGAAAGAAGUGGAAGUAGUGACAGCGACUGUUGAUCUUGAGGACGUCAGGAUGUACAAGAACAAAUUAAGAUCAAGAUGCACCAAUAGUGCCAAAACCCCCAGCUACCCGAGGAUCCAUGUUGACUUCGCUUUGUCAGAGCAAAACGACAUGUUCAAAUCCUGCAGUGAACCGAUGAAAUGGAAGUAUCACACACCUGAAGAGGAAAUCAACCUGGGACCAGCACUAUGGUUAUGGGACUACCUGAGGAGAAGUGGACAGGGUGGAUACUUCAUCCCUCUCAGUGGAGGCAUAGACAGCUCAAGCUCCGCCUGUAUUGUCUACUCCAUGUGUAAGCUUGUCUGUCAAGCGGCCAACGAUGGAGAUGCCCAAGUGGUAUGUGAUGCUCAGCGCAUUGUCGGUGAGCAAGGUUACAUUCCUACCAAUCCAAGAGAACUGGCUAGUAGGAUAUUUACCACUUGUUAUAUGGGGACAACCAACAGUUCUCUGGACACAAGGACGAGAGCUAGGGAUCUAGCUCAGGAGAUCGGAAGUUAUCACAUUGACAUCAACAUUGACCCAGCAGUCGAAGCCGUCAUGGGAAUUUUCAUCAAAUUCUUUGGGUUGAAGCCAAAGUUUAAGGCGUUUGGUGGUAGUGUUAGGGAGAAUAUAGCAUUACAGAAUAUACAGGCGCGUCUACGGAUGGUUCUUGCCUACUUGUUUGCCCAGCUGACUCUCUGGGCUAGGGGAAAGUCUGGAGGACUUCUAGUGCUCGGCUCAGCUAAUGUGGAUGAAGGAUUACGUGGCUACCUCACAAAGUACGACUGUUCAAGUGCCGAUGUGAACCCAAUCGGGGGAAUCAAUAAGACAGAUCUUAGAAGCUACAUCAAAUACUGCAUCAGAAUGUAUGGCUUUAAAUCUCUUUCGAGUAUUUUUGAUACUCCUCCUACGGCAGAAUUGGAGCCACUCGUCGAUGGACAGAUUGCACAGACAGAUGAGGAUGACAUGGGCAUGACGUAUGAAGAGCUGUCUUUCUAUGGGAAACUACGGAAGAUUCAGGGAUGCGGUCCAUACAGCAUGUUUUGUAAGCUUGUUUACAUGUGGAAGGAAAGAUUCUCACCUAGAGAGAUUGCAGCCAAAGUACAGCACUUCUUCCGCUACUAUUCGAUCAAUCGGCACAAAAUGACAACAAUCACCCCUGCUUACCAUGCUGAGGCAUACAGUCCUGAUGACAAUCGCUUCGACCUGAGACAGUUCCUGUACAAUGUGCGAUGGCCAUGGCAGUUUCGUUGUAUUGACCAACAGGCCGAGAAAAUGGAAGAAAUGCUUAGGACAAAGACAGGUAUAAGCGGACCAGACCUAGGCAAAAGAAUGGCUGAUGGUAGCCUCAAGGGGGAGGCUAGUGAAAGCAGGGGCAAAGGAGUUGUGGUGUAAAGGCCGAGUCAUUCUCUACAUCUUAUAAUAAUUACCAUCUUAUAAUAAUUUCUCGGGGAGUAGCCUAGUAGUCCUGAGUCAAGGUGGAGGGCUGGUUAGAUAAGGAGCGAGGUGGUGGCAGUGGUGUAUGUCUUCAUUUGAAAGGCCAGCCAUUCCAGGACCUACUCUCGUGCACGUUACUGCUUUCUCAGGGACCAGAGCUGAGCCACAGAAUGGGUGAUAGUAGCAGCACGGUGGACAGUAUGAGUAAAGAGGCAGCAGGGUUGUAAUUUGUAGUGAAAAUGUCUUGGCUUUAGUUUGAAGAGCCAGUCAUUCUGUGAUGCUUUGAUAUGGCAAUCUUUUAUUCAAUAAAAUUG
This is a messenger RNA of Lineus longissimus, 2768 nucleotides long. RefSeq names its product glutamine-dependent NAD(+) synthetase-like. The transcript has 19 exons. Gene Ontology annotation, cellular component: cytoplasm. NCBI's taxonomy places the organism in Eukaryota, Metazoa, Nemertea, Pilidiophora, Heteronemertea, Lineidae. Gene Ontology annotation, biological process: NAD+ biosynthetic process. Gene Ontology annotation, molecular function: ATP binding; NAD+ synthase (glutamine-hydrolyzing) activity; glutaminase activity. The record is from RefSeq and is a predicted model, not a curated record. The coding region runs from base 214 to 2412 and encodes 732 amino acids.